AAUAAUGUUGUGUGUUUAGUAAAAAUUUGUUCUUAAUUCCUUAGUGGGAAGUCCAUUGGAUGCAGCGUAUGCGUAUGCACUCAGUUUUCCGCACAUGCCAGUAAAUUAACUUUAAUUUUCCGUUUCAUCUCUUUCAGGGCCUUGAGAAUUGCAGUUCGUCGAAGUUCCAAUUUCUCUCUUGUGGUGGAUAAUCCGAAGAAUCUGAAGUGGGGGGAGCCUGCAAAUGCUCAUUGAAUUGUUUAAUCUCAAAGGGGGGAAAACCAAUCGUAUUUUUACCCCCCACAUCACAUCAGCCUCUAUGGGAGUGUUCAAGUUGACUUUACAGCGAGAAUUCCAAAGGCGGACGCAAGGGGCUGUGGGGUCGUGCUCGAACUUCGACGGGGAGAAUCUUCAGCAUAGGAAUCGUACUGAAUAAAGGAGUUACAACAAGGAGAGAGGCUGAACCUUGCGUUGCGAUUGCUUCCGGUUGAGGCUGCAAAAGAAACUUCAGCGGUGGCACAAGCUUUUGAGAAGAUCGUUCUGCAAAACUCUGUCGUGUUCAUGUUCAUGUUCAUGUUCCUGUUCUUCUUCUUCUUCGUGGGCAUUUCAGGAACAGUGCAGAAAUAAAUACCCACUUGGGAAUCUGCUGGAAUCUUUAUAAUUCGUUGGUUCUUCUUCUUCCUUAGAUGGGCUGGAAUUUCUUCUUCCGGAUUUGUAUCUGAUAUUGGAUUGGUUUAGACUAUAUUUGAUUCAGUACUACGAGGUCUUACGGAGCUUGGGAUUUUCUGGGGAUUCUUUUUCUUUUUUAUGGAUGAUAGUAUGUUAUCUCCAGCUACAAUGUUGGAAGCUCCAGCUGAUACUGCCAUGGAUUUGGACUAUAUGGAUGGGCUGCUUUUGGAUGGUUGCUGGUUAGAGACAGCAGAUGGUACGGAGUUUCUUCAUCAUAGUCCCUCAAGUUUUGGUGUCAACUUAGACCCUUUAAUUGGAUGGCCUGCUAUAGAGAUAAAUGGGGAUUUCAACAUGGGCCAGAUUACGCGGAGUAAUCAAGAAGAACCAAGGAAGAUCUCGACCGAUGAGACGUUUUUGGGUCGGGAAAAUAUUGAUGGAGGGCAGGAGGGAUGCUCUGGUCGAUCAGAAAACAAUGCUUUAGAAGGUUCUGAAUCGUGCAGAAGACUGUGGAUAGGACCUGGGGAGCAUCUUGGUUCUGGAUCUUCUGUGAUGGAGAGACUAAUCAGGGCGGUCGGGUAUAUCAAAGAUUUCGUAAGAGACAAAGAUGUUCUUGUACAAGUAUGGGUGCCUAUAAAUAGAGGGGGAAGAAGUUUUCUCAUCACAAAUGACCUCCCAUUCACUCAGAAUUCCAGCUGCACAAGACUUGCAAAAUACCGGGACAUCUCUGUGAAAUAUGAAUUCACAGCUGAUGAGGAUUCUAAAAAAGCUUUGGGAUUGCCUGGUCGGGUGUUCUCAAGAAAGGUUCCCGAGUGGACUCCGGACGUUCAAUUCUUCAGAAGCGACGAAUAUCCGAGAGUCAAUCAUGCUUAUGAGCAUGAUGUACGUGGAACUAUAGCACUUCCUAUUUUUGAACAAGGCGGCAGGAAUUGUUUAGGGGUCAUUGAAGUUGUCAUGGUUACCCGUCAGAUAAAAUAUGGUUCAGAACUCGAAAAUGUUUGCAAAGCCCUUGAGGCAGUAAAACUUAGGAGCUCUGAUGUUAUUGGGCACCCCAACAAACAGGUAUUUAACAGGUCCAAUGAAGCUGUACUAUUACAGAUUGAAGACACUUUGAAAUCUGCUUGUGAAACGCAUGGAUUGCCUUUGGCACAAACUUGGGCACCAUGUAUCCAACAAGCUAUGGAGGGUUGCAGGCAUUCUGAUGAGAACUACAUUUGUUGUGUUUCUACGGUAGACCGGGCUUGCUAUGUGGCCGAUCCAUGUAUUCGGGAAUUCCACGAGGCAUGCUCUGAGCAUCAUUUGCUAAGAGGCGAAGGCAUUGUUGGGAUGGCAUUUAAAUCUAACGAGCCGUGUUUCUCAAGUGAUAUUACAUCCUUUUGUAACACAGAAUAUCCUCUCUCUCACCAUGCCAAGUUGUUUGGAUUACAUGCUGCAGUCGCAAUACGCCUCCGUAGUAUGCAUAUUAGUAAAGCCGACUUUGUUCUAGAGUUCUUCCUGCCUGUAAAUUGUAGAGAUCCUGAAAAGCAGAGAAUGUUGCUUACUUCAUUGUCCACAAUUAUACAAAGAUCUUGCCAGAGCUUGCGGCUUGUUACAGAUGAGGAGUGUAGGGAGGAAAAAAUGCAACAAUCUUGCAGAAGUUUACAUCUUGUUACCGAUGUUAAGCUUGGGGAGGAAAGCAAUUCGCCAUUCAGAGAUGCAGGUGUCAGUGCAAAUGGGCGAUUGGGCAUGCAGGAAAUGUCCAAGGUACAACAUCAUCAGUUAGAAAUGAGUCAUCCAACAAAUUCAUUGAUAACUUCUUCUGUUCAAAACAUCCAACAAUGUGGUGGUUCUGUCUCAUUAUUCCAUGAGGGUAAAACCACGGAAGGCUUAAGUUCCUCCGGUUAUCAGCAUCACGAAUUAAGCUACGACCUGAAUGGAGUUGUUGAGGACAGUGAAGAGUGCACAACCAUGACUAAUGGUAGCUUUUCUGAUAUGGUUAUCGGAAGAACAGGCGAGAGAAGGCGAACCAAGGUGGACAAAACUAUCACCUUACAAGUUCUUCGACAAUAUUUCGCGGGAAGCUUAAAAGAUGCUGCAAAGAGCAUUGGAGUUUGUCCAACAACUUUGAAGAGGAUAUGUCGACAACAUGGAAUUAAACGUUGGCCUUCUCGAAAGAUAAAAAAGGUCGGUCACUCGUUGCAGAAACUCCAACUCGUUAUUGACUCGGUGGAAGGUGCGUCGGGUGCUUUUCAAAUUGGCUCCUUGUAUACCAACUUCCAGGAGUUGGCCUCUCCAAAUCUAUCAGGUUCAGGCACACUUCUAAGUGCAAAGAUGGGAGACUGCGUGAAAACAUCAAGCAAUCAGAAUGAAGUUGGGAUGAACAACCUUCAAGCUGCAGCAUCAAAAUCUCCAUCCUCUUCGUGCAGCCAGAGCUCGAGUUCGAGCCAGUGCUUUUCUAGUCGGAGCCUUCAAAAUCCUCCCCAUUGGAACGAUGUUGGUAGUGAAGAUCAAAUGGGUGGAGAGAAUCCUUGUGAUGGAGAGCUAAAGAGGGUCAAAAGUGAAGUAGAGCUACAUGUCUCAACUAUGGAAGGACCCAACGUUCCAAGAAGAUCCCAAAGCUGCAAAUCUCUCUGCAAACAUCCUGCCACUGAAUGUCUAAUACACUCAGCAAAAGAAGGCGAACGAAAAGCUGAAGCAAACGAAGUUCAGAGAGUAAAAGUCAGCUACGGGGAAGAGAAAUACCGGUUUCGAGUGCAUAACGGUUGGGGAUACGAAGAGUUACUUAAUGAAAUCGCAAGACGGUUUAGCAUCAGUGACAUGAGUAUAUUUGAUCUCAAGUACUUAGAUGAUGAAUCUGAAUGGGUGUUAUUAACAAGUGAUACAGAUCUGCAGGAGUGUUUUCAUGUUUACAAAUCGUCUCGGAUGCAAACAAUAAAACUUUCGCUUCAGGUGUCUCGUUGCCAUAAGAAAAACUAUGUCGCCAGCAGUGGCUUCUCAUGAACUUGCAAUGGCCACACUCCAUUGCAAGAAACUAUGGAGGAGCCACAAAUGCUUUUGAUUUCCCCAUUCCAAAAAGGACUCAAUUUUUUUUAAAGUCUUGGUUUAGAUUUCAGGUGGGAAGCCAUAAGAGCAUGCAAAAAUGUUUUCUCAAUUUGAAGACAAGAAAGAAAGUCCACUCAACACAACUCUUGGAGGCAUUUUCUUGCCUGUUUAAGAAGCAAGCAAAGCCAAGCCUGUGUCCUUUGGGGUUGCAUGCUACCUCAGAUAUGUAAAUUAGUUCUCUCUCUCUCUCUCCUCUUUUUCUCUCUCUUAGCAAUUUAAAAAUAGCUUUUAUUUUGGUUUUUUUUUUUUUUUUUGACUUUUGGGUUUUGUAUGUAAAUUUGACUUGUUGAGGGUGACAUAAUUGUGGCUGAGCUGGGAAAGACUUUUCUGAAGGAACAAAUAUUUUAUAUGCUCUGACGUCAACAUCUCUGUUGGCAACAGAAUCAUCAAUUAUUAAUUAUUAAUUAUUGCUUA
This is a messenger RNA of Momordica charantia (bitter melon), 4140 nucleotides long. RefSeq names its product protein NLP4. Gene Ontology annotation, molecular function: protein binding; DNA-binding transcription factor activity. NCBI's taxonomy places the organism in Eukaryota, Viridiplantae, Streptophyta, Magnoliopsida, Cucurbitales, Cucurbitaceae. The record is from RefSeq and is a predicted model, not a curated record.